Aphis gossypii (cotton aphid) is the source of this 2367-nucleotide messenger RNA. Its product is annotated as T-complex protein 11-like protein 1. The transcript has 11 exons. Bases 194 to 1603 code for a protein of 469 amino acids. The record is from RefSeq and is a predicted model, not a curated record. Gene Ontology annotation, biological process: signal transduction. Lineage: Eukaryota; Metazoa; Arthropoda; Insecta; Hemiptera; Aphididae.
AUUCUAUUCUGUGAUAUUAUUAUUUAUUUUAUUUUAUCAACAGACAACAGCUGUACCCUAUAGCUGUUGCGGAGAGCGGACGACAAAAACAAUAACAUUAUUGUCAUGAUCUUACGUUUUAUGGCAUAGAAGACUGCGGUUUAAAAGAAUUAUAUUAUAUAAGUUAUUAAAUCUCAUUACACGCUAAUUAAAAAUGAGUUCAGAAAAUACAUCCAAUAAUGAUCAAAAUAAUAAAACAACACCAAAUAAAUCUAUUCCCGGAGCUCGUCAAGAAAUGUUAAAUAAUAUAACUGCUGCAUCACCUCCAAGGUUCUUAUCAUUACCUGAAAUUAUGGUAGCUGCAAAAAAAUUGGAAGAUAUUGCUCUUGUUCACGAGAUAGCAGUUAAUAAAAAUUUCAAAUUGGAACCUCAAGAACCUCCAAAUAAUAGUUUAAUGAAACAAGUCAAAGACACUAUGCACAAAGCAUUUUGGGAGUUGUUGCGUGAACAAUUAAAUAAUGAUCCUCCUGAAUACACUCAAGCUAUGAUACUGUUAUCGGAAAUUCGAACAAGCUUAUCAAGUUUGUUGUUGGACCAGCAUACUAAGUUAAAAGAAGAAAUUUGUCAAGUUUUAGAUGUAGAACUUAUACAAAAUCAGAUAGACAAUAAUUGUUUGGAUUUUGAAUAUUAUACCAAAUUUAUAUUGAAUUUGAUGUCAAAAAUAUGUGCUCCAGUAAGAGAUGAUUCGAUACAUGCACUAACGCUAUUAAAUGAUCCUGUUGAUAUAUUUAAAGGAAUAAUAGAGAAUUUGAGCUUGAUGAAACUUGACAUGGCGAAUUUCACAAUAACUGCACAACGACGAGCAUUGAAUGCCUGUAGUGCUGAUUAUGAACGAGAGAAAUUUGAAGAGUAUUUAAAAGUUAAGCCAGAUGCCUUAAAUCUGACUGCCGAGUGGUUAAAACGCCAUGUUAAUUUUGAAAAGACUACAGAACCUUAUCAUGAUAUAAUUGUACGAGCUUAUAUGGAAAUAUUUGAUUGGGAUGAAAACGUUAUAUUCCCAGAGGCCUUAUCAUUGGAUAAAGAUCGAUUUUUGGAAACUAAUAAAAUGCUAAAUCUUUUGAUUCUCGCAGCAUCUACAUUUAUUGUGACAAUAUCAACAACUACAUCUAUUAUUCCUAAUAAUAUGGAAUUCAAAAAAAGUUUAAAAGAUCUUAUUUUAUUCUUGCUGAAAGAUAAUGAUUCCAAAAAAAAAAAUGUCUUGUCAAAUAUAGUAGAGCAUAUUGUUCUUUGCUGUAAUAAGCAUUUAUGUGUAGUAAAUCCAGAUGGACCACCUGUUUUACCAGAUAUGGUCAGUGCAAUUGAAACUCAAAUUUUGUUAAUUGAAAAUCCUGACAAUAAAAUAAGAAUUUUAGUUGAGAGGCGUUUUAAGGAGUUUAUUACUGCAGUCAUCAGUUCCGACAACGCAGUUCCCCAGCAAUGCCCACUUGGUUUGUCUGCAUUCAAAGAUGAAUUGGCAGCCGUUACUGGCAGUUUUUUGCAUCUAAUCACAUAUAAUAGAAAAGUAUUUUCUAAAUUUUAUGAUGAUAUAUUAAAAAAUCUUCUGAAUCAAUGUGAUUUGAUUUAAUUGUCUUUCAAAUUAAGUAUACUAAAAAUUAAUAAUAGCUUUUAUUUCAUCUAACGUUUGGACUAAUAUUUUUUUUUAUUAUUAUUGAUUUAUUUUUAUGGAACAUGAAUUAUGACCAAAUUAGAAUCUAAAACAGUAUGGAAUAACAUUUUGUUACUGUAGGUACAAUAUAUAAUAUAAUAUUUUAUUUUAAUAAAUUAUAUUGCUAAAAAAUAUUAUUUUAUAGUUUAAUACUUCAUUAUGUAUACAAAUCAUUGUUACUUAGCACGAUAUCUAAUAUCAUUUAUAUGCUAUAACUUAUACUAAUGAUUAUUAUAAAAUAUUGAACUAUUAAAUAGCUCCUAUUUUUAGUGAGCUAAAAUUUUUUAAAUUAUCUCUAUAAAAUAUGUUUAUAUAAAAUACAUACAUACACACUAGUUUGUUGUACUAUAAUUCUGCUGAAUUUAUUUUAUAUUCUUUGAAUGAACAUUUAUAGAUAAAUGGAACUAUACUCUGUACACUUAAUUCCUUAUUAUAUUAAUUUGAAUAAUUUAGGAGUAUACAAUUGUUAUUAAUUAUUGCACAUUUUAGUAAAAGUAUUGUAAUAAUAUAAUAAUUAUAAUAUUUUGUAUUAACCUUGACUGAUAUUUUCAAUAUUGUUCUAAAGCUUUAAAGCUCAAGUAUUGUUAUACUAAGUUAAUUUUAGUUAAUAGAUAUAAUACACAUUUUAUUUUAUACAUAAAUUAACACGUACUGAAUUUUAAAAUAUAUGAUUUAUUUCAUAA